CCUCAGGUGAGGGGGGCGGGGGUACACCUGUGGGGCAGGAACGGCGAGUUCACGCCCUGCUGGGUGUGGAUCCGGCUCGGGGCUGAGAGCUAGCCUCCAGGAGGGCCGCCUAGUGGGGUUGCGGGUGGGCCUGAUUGGCCUCUGUCCUCGGAGCAGGAUGCAGUGACGCCCCUGAGCGACCAUGGCAGCGGCGGAUGAGCUGGCCUUCCACGAGUUUGAGGAAGCCACCAAUCUGCUGGCUCAGACCCCAGAUGCGGCCACCACCAGAAGUGAUCAGCUGACCCCCCAGGGUCACGUGGCUGUGGUCAUGGACUCAGGUGGCAGCUAUGGAGCUGAGGACGAGGUGGAGAGUGACAAGGCCGCGCUCCUACAGGAGGAGAAGCAGCAGCCUGGUUUCUGGACCUUUGGCUACUACCAGAGCUUCUUUGACGUGGACACCUCACAGGUCCUGGACCGGAUCAAAGGCUCGCUGCUGCCGCGGCCCGGCCACAACUUUGUACGACACCAUCUGCGGAAUCGGCCAGACCUGUAUGGUCCCUUCUGGAUAUGUGCCACACUGGCCUUUGUCUUGGCCAUCACCGGCAACCUGACCCUGGUGCUGGCCCAGAGGAGGGACCCGUCCAUCCACUACAGCCCCCAGUUCCACAAAGUGACCGUGGCCGGCAUCACCAUCUACUGCUACGCGUGGCUGGUGCCGCUGGCGCUGUGGGGCUUCCUGCGGUGGCGCAGGGGCGUCCGGGAGCGUGUGGGGCCUUAUACCUUCCUGGAGACUGUGUGCGUCUACGGCUACUCCCUCUUUGUCUUCAUCCCCACCGUGGUCCUGUGGCUGAUUCCUGUCCCAUGGCUGCAGUGGCUCUUCGGGGCCCUGGCCCUGGCCCUGUCAGCCGCUGGCCUGGUGUUCACCCUGUGGCCCGUGGUCCGUGAGGACACUAGGCUGGCGGCCACAGUGCUGCUCUCCACCGUGGUGCUGCUCCACGCCCUCCUGGCCAUGGGCUGUAAGUUUUACUUCUUCCAGCCGCUGCCUCUGGAGCACGUGGCGCCUCCCCACCAGGCCACGUCUCAGCCCCCAAACACCCUGCCACCCACGCUGCCAAGGUCCAUGGCAACCUAGGAUGGCUGGAGCCACAGGAGUUUCUCUCUUUCAGGCCCAACGUGAGGGGACGCCUCUGCCUGUCCUGCCCCCGAGAUGGUGAUUGAAGUCUCCCCUGAAACCUCAAGAUCAUCCUGCUACUUUCCAGACUUUUCUUACAAAGCAAACACUUUUAUUUUCUAUGCAAAGGUGAUUCAGAGAAUUUAUAUAAAGGCGGGAGAGGGGCAGCACAGGGAGCUUCCGGGGUGGCCAUCACCCCAUGGGCCGUCUGCCAGGGCGGGUGGCAAAGGGGCCACCCCAGCCUCGGCUGGGCCUGCUCUUUCCGGAGUUAGUGGGCCCUGGGCCUAGCCUGAGCUCCGCCACGUCCGAGUCUGGGGUGUUAGAAAUGGGGAGCGGAAGAAAAUUGCCUGUGCUGAAACAUA
Camelus dromedarius (Arabian camel) is the source of this 1512-nucleotide messenger RNA. It is a transcript of the gene YIPF2, whose product is annotated as Yip1 domain family member 2. Bases 182 to 1111 code for a protein of 309 amino acids. The record is from RefSeq and is a predicted model, not a curated record. Gene Ontology annotation, molecular function: small GTPase binding. Gene Ontology annotation, cellular component: Golgi apparatus; membrane. Lineage: Eukaryota; Metazoa; Chordata; Mammalia; Artiodactyla; Camelidae. The transcript is spliced from 9 exons. Gene Ontology annotation, biological process: vesicle-mediated transport.